GGAGGGAGGGCUCGGGGGGGGCCGGGCUCCGCGCCCCGCUGACAUCACCGGCCCGCCGCCCGCCUUUUAGCACAAGGUCGGGGUCCCCCCGGGCAGAGCGCGGGUCCCGAGCCCAGCAUCGCCCUCGCUCCGUCCGCAGCCGCUUGUGUGCCACCACCGCAGCCAUGGCGAACAAAGGGCCAGCCUACGGCAUGAGCAGGGACGUGCAGUCCAAGAUCGAGAAGAAGUACGACGACGAGCUGGAGGAGCGGCUGGUGGAGUGGAUCGUGGCGCAGUGCGGGGCCGCCGUGGGGCGCCCGGAGCGGGGCCGCCUGGGCUUCCAGGUCUGGCUGAAGAACGGCAUCGUGCUCAGCCGGCUGGUGAACAGCCUCUACCCCGACGGCUCCAAGCCCGUCAAGAUCCCCGACGCGCCGCCCACCAUGGUCUUCAAGCAGAUGGAGCAGAUCGCCCAGUUCCUGAAGGCGGCCGAGGACUACGGUGUGGUCAAGACAGACAUCUUCCAGACCGUGGACCUGUUUGAAGCCAAGGACAUGGCAGCGGUGCAGAGGACGCUGAUGGCCCUGGGCAGCCUGGCAGUCACCAAGAACGACGGGAACUACCAUGGGGACCCCAACUGGUUCAUGAAGAAAGCGCAGGAGCACAAGCGGGAGUUCACCGAGAGCCAGCUGAAGGAGGGCAAGAACAUCAUCGGGCUACAGAUGGGCACCAACAAGGGGGCGUCACAGGCGGGCAUGAGCUACGGCCGGCCCCGGCAGAUCAUCAGCUAGGCUCUCCCGUGCCGCCCCCAGCCCUCCCCAGCCGGGACCUCCGUCUCCGCUCCCCCCGGCCCAGCGCCAACGCCGAUCCAUUGGUAUUUAUUGAGGAGCAUCCCCCCGCCAGCCCCCGCCCCCGGGCAGCCCCUGCCCCGGCCUCGCACCCCCGGGUGGGACCCUGGGGUGGCCCCCGGGGCCACCGCCCUGCCCGCACCAGCCCCGCGCCACCGCCGCAGAGAUCCCUGCAAUGGGGAGAAGAGAGAAUCGGCCUCGGUUUUGUACUUGGUUUUUGUCAAAAUUAAAAGGUUAUAUUCAUCUA
This is a messenger RNA of Passer domesticus (house sparrow), 1071 nucleotides long. It is a transcript of the gene TAGLN, whose product is annotated as transgelin. The transcript has 5 exons. Lineage: Eukaryota; Metazoa; Chordata; Aves; Passeriformes; Passeridae. Bases 165 to 767 code for a protein of 200 amino acids. Gene Ontology annotation, molecular function: protein binding. The record is from RefSeq and is a predicted model, not a curated record.